GAUGUACCUACAUUUUAGUAGAGCAACAAAAAAUGGGCUCGUUACCAAGCUUCACCAAACCGUUUAAAUUAUCCCCAGGCACGAUCUUUGCACAUGUAUGAGGACCAGUCCGCACAUUUGAGCAGAGUCCACGUCCGUUGUCUCCGUGACUGUAACGUGUUUCAUGAUAUUGAAGAGAGUGAAGUUGGAGGUGAGAGAGUGAAGUUGGAGGUGAGCGUUGUGGGCCGUGCGUGUUGACACUGAUCCUAGCUUGACACUGCUGACUGGGCCUUCCGCCACCCCCCACCCCGUCACCCACGUAGCAAAGAGUGAUGACCUCACAGCAGCAUGGGAACGCCAACCCUGCCCUCCUCUCUCCACAGAACUCUUCAUCCAGUCAGGGCAGGCAACACAUUCCGCGUUCUCCAAUAGACUCUUAUUCCCGAUCUGGGCUUUCCUCUCCUCGGAGAGGCUGGGUUGCUGCGUCCUCCUCAACAACAGCUCACGGUAACUCCCUUGCGCUCUCUCUAAGCCGACUGGCUCCACCAUCGAGUAAUUCCCCCUCUAGGAGAACUACUAGCCGGGUUGAGCCGUGGCCAGAAGAGGCCGUGGAUGAUGCGUAUGGGCUUUACUCUCUUCACCGCAUGUUUGAUAUUGUGGGUGCGCAGCUGACACAUCGGGACGUGCGAGUGCUGUCCUUCCUUUUUGUGGACGUUAUUGACGAGUACGAGAGAGGAGGGAUACGGAGUGGGCGGGAUUUCUUGCUUGCGUUGGAGCGGCAGGGGCGGUGUGAUGAGACAAAUUUCCGCCAUGUUCUUCAGCUGCUCCGCAUCAUCACUCGCCAUGACCUGCUGCCCUACGUCACACUGCGUAAAAGACAAACAGUGUGCCCAGAUCCAGUGGAUAAAUAUUUAGAGGAGACAUCAGUACGUUAUGUUUCUCCGAGAGGAGUAGGAGAGGCCCAGCAGGGCACUCCUCACAGAAGAACAGGACCCCAGCCAUUGAUCUGCUGUCCUUCUUCAGGGCCCCAGGUAUGCCCACCACGUGCUAAACCCAUCCCACCUGCGCUAAGUAGGAAAAGGAAGAGAUCUCAUACGACGGCUGACUGCAGAGAAAAACAGACCUGUGACAUUCGACUGAGAGUGCGUGCAGAGUACUGUCAGCACGAGUCAGCUCUACAAGGCAACGUCUUCUCAAACAAGCAGGAGGCGCUAGAGAGGCAGUUUGAGCGUUUCAACCAGGCCAACACUAUCCUCAAAUCCCGUGACCUGGGUUCCAUCAUUUGUGAUAUUAAGUUCUCAGAGCUGACCUACCUGGACGCCUUCUGGCGGGACUACAUCAACGGCUCACUGUUGGAAGCCCUGAAGGGUGUUUUCAUCACAGACUCUCUAAAGCAAGCAGUGGGCCAUGAGGCCAUUAAGCUCCUAGUGAACGUGGACGAGGAAGACUACCAGGCCGGCAGAAGGAAGUUGCUGAGGAACCUGGUGGCAGGGGGCGCUGGUGCGGGCACGGGGAGCAGGGAGGGUCCCUUGUCCUAGUGGAGGGAUUGACUCUGGCGAGAAAGAAAUGGGAUUGCUACUUUUUGGAGAGGUGAGAUGAGUAUUCUCAAAGUGACAGUAGAACAGAUGAAGACGGAGCACUUUAUUUUUUACUCUCAAGUAUUUCACCUAUUGUAACCAUAUAUAGUAAAACACCAUUCCAAAAUGUAGGAGACGUUCGGCAUCAUCGGCCAUCUGUCACAUUAUGACUCUGAUUUUUGAAUAAUUUUAUUUUUGUUGACCAUGCCGGCUGUUGUGUUAAGUGAAAUAUUUACGUGCAAAAUAGACAGCUGGUUCAUUCAAUGUCUGUACAAAUCAAUAAACACAUUAUUAAAAAUACAAUCUGUUAUAG
Myxocyprinus asiaticus (Chinese sucker) is the source of this 1869-nucleotide messenger RNA. RefSeq names its product death effector domain containing (gene dedd). The record is from RefSeq and is a predicted model, not a curated record. The transcript has 6 exons. Gene Ontology annotation, cellular component: nucleolus. Bases 312 to 1517 code for a protein of 401 amino acids. Gene Ontology annotation, biological process: extrinsic apoptotic signaling pathway via death domain receptors; regulation of apoptotic process; apoptotic process. Lineage: Eukaryota; Metazoa; Chordata; Actinopteri; Cypriniformes; Catostomidae. Gene Ontology annotation, molecular function: protein binding; DNA binding.